CCUGCUCCCAAUGUCCGGCUGCAGAGGGGCGGACUCGGGCUCCCCGGUCCCGGAGCUGAUCGAUGUUAACAGUAACCGUGCGCUGCGCUCGCUGGGCCGAAUGUCGAGCUCGCCAGCGGCCGGCCACCGAGUGCCCGAGCUCCAAGAGCAACUUAAUGCGAUGAAGCGCCAACUGACCGAAAAAGAAGAAUUAAUUGCCACACUCAGUGGUGGAAGGAGUCGGAGCAGAUUGGAUUCUCAAAAGGGAAUCUUUGAACCAAUGGUGGAAAUUCCAGUUUUACGUGAACAACUGAAUCAUUAUCGGGUAGCUUCUGAAAUAGCUCGCAGUGAACUGGCUGCACUGCAGGUCAAAUAUAAAAGCAGUCAGGCUGAGCUUACAGACAUUUGUUUGAAGCUUGCAUCUCAAGAAGGCUAUGUCCAGGAGCUAAAGGCAGAAGUCGAAGGCUACAAGAUGGACAACACGAGGCAGCAGUCGCUCAUUGGUUGCUUGAGAGAGAGAAUCCUGGAAUCUGAGGAGAAGUCUGGAACGCUGCUUUCUUCAAAGACUGAAGCCGAAGUAACACUGCAGGUCUUACAGAAUGAGAACAGAGAACUCCAACAGAGGAAUACAGAAUUAGAGAGCAAACUCAGGAAAUAUUUAACAGAGUGGGAUGAGGUCAAGCAGGAAGACACAAGAAGAACGAAAGAGCGUGAUGAAUUCUUGGAGAAACUCGCUCGUGUCAUGAAUGUUGAUUCUAGAGGAACAGAGCAUCACCUGGAUUUGCUGUUGUCACAGGUGGGAGACUUGUACAGAGAGAACACCAGGAAGAGUAUCCAGAUUAGAAGCCUUGAGGAGACCGUCGGUGCCCAUGACAUGGAGUCGAAAGCCAGCCGGGAAACUAUCAUGAGGCUCGUCUCGGAGCUGGGUAGGGAGCAGAAAGCUGUUGCCUCCUAUGUGCAGGAAUUAGACACCAUUCGUAAGGAGUUAGACAAUGCACUAAAUGCCAAACACCGCCUUGAAAGAGAGAACAGAAGCCUACAGGACAGGCUGGACUCAACACAAAGAGCAUUGGAAGCCUCGAAAUUAGAAACAAGAAGCUGGGAACAGCGUUCCAAAGAACUGGAUGGGAGUUUAUUGACCAGCGUGUGUGAAGCCAAAUCGGUUCACACUCAGUUGGAGGCAUUCAAGCAUCAGUUGGUGUCCCUGCUCAGCAAGACGGAUGUGAUAGUUCCACCCACUGAAGAAGCUAUCAAAGAAAGAAUGCGUGAAGUUUGUAACAGUGAGGAAAAUAGCAAACAGACAGUAUCACAGCUGGAAGAGAAUGUGACCAAACUGACACAGCAACUGGAGAAGCAGGUGGAUCUGCACCAAACUGCACUGCAACGUUGCAUCAAGGCAGAGCAAGAGCUAUCAGAACUUCAGGAGAAAGUUCGAUUCCUGGAGGGAAACCUGCUAACUGGAGACGUGCUGUGUGAUACCUUAAGCCAGGACAAACAGAAAUAUCUGAAGUUCUUGGAGGACAUAGCAGAGAAGAUGAAACUGGAGAGGGUGACAGCAGAGAUUGGCUUCGAUAUGCAGCUGGAUGCAAUUCUUGCUCGUGCUGAUCAGCUGGUUAAAAUGGAGAAUGAGGCCAUUAUUGAGAACAAGACCGUUCUGUACAACCUGAAGAGAAAGCUUAAAGCCCAGAAAGACGAGUUAGUUAGCAAAGAGCUGCACAUGGACCUGCUGAGGAGAAAGAUUGCACAACUCGAUGCAGAGAAACAAACACAAACUGCACUGGCAGUGGAGAGAGAUGAGGCCAACUUAACCGUGCGGAAGCUGAAGAAAAAGGUGGAACGCCUUGAGAAGCAACUUGUCGCAGCACAUACCUCCAGCUUAGAUCUGAAAGCAAAACUCUCUGACACUCAGGAGCUUAAGAUUAAAACGCUGGAGCAGAGCAAAACAAUAGAUGAGUUGAAUAAAUCUAUGAAGAAGUUGGAGAAGUUGAAGGAGACAGCCGUUGAAAAGCUCAACACCACAAAGUCAGAGCUGGACCUCACUGAGCUUGAGGCAAAGGAGGAAAAAGAGCGAGCCCGGAACAUUCUGGAAGCUGUGGGCAGUGAGCUGAAGACACUCAAACAAACCCUGCAGGAAGUGGCCAGAAGAGAGAGACAGCUGUUGGAUUUCAGGGAGGUUGUCUCACGGAUACUGGGCCUGGACAUUGAUGCUCUUGCACUUCCUGACUAUGAAAUAGUCAAACGGCUGGAAAAGCUUGCCCAGGCUCACCACACGUCUGCCAUGACGGCGCUGUGCCUUGAGAAUUCGAUGGGUAAGCUACACCAGGGCUACGUGGCAGGAUGCGAGGCCAGGCAAAGGUUGGCCGGCAGUCUGAACCAUCCAGGCUCCAAGCCAAUGCCUGCCUUGCCAGCACGAAGACCGAAAAGUAGCUCAUAAGGAGCUUUAGAAAUCGACGAACAUCAGUCAACAAUGUCCAGAUCCUGUUUGGAUCGACUAUUUCAAAUUAUCACAGUCUUUCUGCACUCCACCUUUCCUGCGAUGAUCUUGCAACCUUGAGCCCAAGUGGCCAGCUAUGCUUCAGUUAGUAACCCCUGACCCAUGUCGGAAGUAUGUGGGAUUAAGUCCCACUCCAGAAACAAGAGCAUUUGGUCUCAGAUGACACAUACAGUGCAGUACUGAGGGAGUGCUGCAUGGUUGGUGGUGCCAGCUUUCAUUUGAAACUGAGACCUGAGUUGCAUGUAGAAGAUUCUCGGUACUGUUUUAAAGAAGAACUGCUAUGCUCUCCUGGCCAAAAUUAAACCUCGAUCCAAUAUUGCGAAAACAUUAAUUGCUCAUGCUCAUAUUGCCAUCACUGAGAGUUUGCUGUAUGCUCCAUUUUCCUGCCUGAUAAGUGUCCACACUUCAAAGGUUUAGCAGCGAAGCACUUUGGGAAGUGUGGAGGCUGUGCAGAGUGUUGCACAAGUGUUCGCUUCUUUGUUUCCAAGUGACUACUCUCACUCUCAGAAGUAUGUCCGAGGCAAAAUGGUGGAGGUAGAGCAGGAAUGAGAAAGAAGCUGCGAGUAUUGUCCAAUCAGAGAGGAGCAUUCUCAAUACAGGCAAGGAUUAAAGUGACUGGACUGAAGAGUGCAGCAAGUUCCUGAGGGUACCAUCAUUGUGGGUGAAUGAAUGGCCUCCAGUCGUAGAAUAAGACGUUUAUUGAACUGUGCGACAUAAAUGGUGGGAGGAGAUUUCUAAGGGAAUGUAGGGCAAGGCCGUGGAGGGCAUCUGACAACUGCAGCCCCUCAUCAAUAAAUUUAGGGGGUUCCAGACCCCUGAGAAAGCCUUCAGAUUUGCCCCAUAUUGUGUUCGAAUGCCCUCCCUUUCGCCUGAGUGCUGGUCGACUGUGUGACUGCUUUGCAGAACACCUACAUUCUGUCUGUAGAAAUGACCCUCAGCUUCCAGUUGCCUGCAGCUUUAAAACACAACCAUGUUCCCUGGUCAACACCUCUCAGGUUUGCUGCAGUACUAUAGCGAAGCUCCGCAUAAGCUGGAACAACAGCACCUCAUUUUCCGCUUGGGGACCCUGCAAUAUCAAAUUCAGUAAUUUUAGAGCAAGAACAUCUUUUUCCAUGUCCUUUGGCUACCCCCACACCCCAUGCCUUGUCAUAACAUGGCCUGCUUAAGCACAGCCACCCCAUUUUCACCUCCUUAUUGUCCCCAUAAUCAACUUUACUCCUUCCCUGGUUUAGUAUCACCCAUCCCUUUGUCCACCUAAUGUCUUCCUGCCUGUCUGGGCUCUGUCUCCAAUUAACUACUCACUCCUCCUCCUCCUCGCCCCGCUCCCCCCCCGCCUCCACCCCCACCUUACUCCCUGUCUUCGUCAUAAGUACCACCUUUUUCUAGCUACUCUCAGUUCUGAAAUAAGGGUCACUGGACUCGAUAUUAACCCUGUUUCUGCUCCACAAAUGCUGCUAGACCUGCUGAGUUUCUCCAAUUAUUUCUGUUUUCAUUUCGGAUGAUUGGCUAAUUCAGAUUGAUUAGACAAAUAGGUUAAAAAAUAAACAGUUUGUUCAGAGAUGUUAUCACGUACCUCUGGAGCAGGUAGGACUAGAUUAAUUCAGGAUAUCUGGU
This is a messenger RNA of Rhincodon typus (whale shark), 4087 nucleotides long. RefSeq names its product coiled-coil domain containing 170 (gene ccdc170). The transcript has 13 exons. The record is from RefSeq and is a predicted model, not a curated record. Lineage: Eukaryota; Metazoa; Chordata; Chondrichthyes; Orectolobiformes; Rhincodontidae. The coding region runs from base 11 to 2413 and encodes 800 amino acids.